Messenger RNA from Cutaneotrichosporon oleaginosum, 946 nucleotides. RefSeq lists its product as uncharacterized. The record is from RefSeq and is a predicted model, not a curated record. NCBI's taxonomy places the organism in Eukaryota, Fungi, Basidiomycota, Tremellomycetes, Trichosporonales, Trichosporonaceae.
CUCCCUGCUGCAUCCCGCUACAACAAGACACCUGGACAAGCUCGAUCCCUCACAUGGUCAUAAAUCCAGCCCGCUCCGGAGAGGGGGGAGCGACGCCUAGUCGGCCGUGAUCGUCCUCCAGUGCUUCCGUUACAUCUCUGGUCAGGUGUCUGGACCCGCCAAGCACACGUUGUAACCGCCGGCGAUGGCUGCGGCAGGACGUGACGCACGGCGAUCGCCGCACCCGCCGCUAGACGCAGAGUACGCCGCUGGGUCUCUCGGAGGUCGCACUGUGCAUCGGCUGCUCCCCACCACACCUCGACAUGCCAAGCCGGGCUCCGCGGGCAUGCCUGCGAUGCCGCGUCAAACCCUCGCUGUUUUGCACAUAACCAAAAUGGAACCACAUGCCUCUCCCCUCACGACGUCGAUCGACCGCUCGAAGGUACGUGUCCACAUUCUCCGCCGGGAAGCCGCACUAAGCUUGAGGGCGUGGCAGUCGAUCUUAGCGCUUGCUCACAAGUGGCAUCGUCCGCCACCGACGCCUUCACAAGGAUGCGCUGUGGCAGUCUACACAUGUUCUGUCCCUGCACGAUACGGCGCGCUUGCAGCCGGCGUUUGCUUCCGGUGUCUGGUGGGGACCCGAUCCUCGGCCAGCACUAUUGCCCACUUGCCCGAGCCGUCCCAGGGAGGAGCAGGGAGCUCAGCCACAUCACCCACGAGAUCUCAGUUUCCGGAGCAACUUCGCCAUAAUGUCCUCUCGCAAGGCUAGCUUAUCCAACGACGGUACUUCGGUGAGAUCGCGGCUGCAGCGCCACAUUUGUGCAUUUGUGGCAGCUGCGGGCUGAGAUGGCCCACACUAGAGUAGAGGUGCCACCACGAGCACUUGAAACAUUCUUGCCGUCUGCCGUCACAAACUUAGGAAGCAGAUGGUAAGCUAUGUAAGAGUUUGGCGUUCCCCUGAGACGAG